GCCUGUUCUGUUUCAGCUUGUUCUUCUUCACAUUCCUUUGAUUGACACUUAUUACUCCUUAUUAUUACUUUAGUUUUUCAUUCUGGCCCAAGCAAUAAUCAAUUUUAUUCCUUUUAUUGUCACCGUCCCUCUCUUCAAUCCAAAAAAAACUGUGUGAUUUAAACCCUUUUUUUUUAACUCUAGGCUGCCACACUUUGCUGAGGCUGAGCUUAUCUUUAUUUAUCCCAGUAGGUAUUCAGCUGUCCUCCUCUCACUAUAUGCCAAUAUGGUACAUCUGUAUGGGGAACGGGGCUGAUGCGUCCUCGUGGCGCCCUGUGGCUCAACACUCCCUCGUUACCGGGUUCCCACCUGCAUUUAUACAUAUGAAAAGUACCUCCAUAUUCUUGGUCCUAAUAUCGAUGCAGAUUUAUAUCAUUUAGAAGAAGUGAACCAUCAAAUCAGAAGGAAAAUGCACAAGUAUAGACGUGAGGCUAGGUAUCAAGCCUGGUACGAUCAGGAAGGCGAGCCAACCUCGCACAACCCUUUCAAGAAAUUCCGGAGAGCGCCCCGGCGCACCAACUCCAUCCAACUGGAGCGCCGGCUGCCCCUUCACACCUCCACCGCUGGCGAGGUGUCGCUCUCCCAGGAUGUUCAGCGCCACCGCGACAUGACUGCGGGUCUGGGGGGUCCAGUCCAUGCAGAGUCCUUCCCCGCGUACGGCGCAGGUCCUGAUUCGGCACCGCGCGCGGCAAGUCUGGAGAAAUCGGAGCCGGAGCCGGAGCCGGAGCCGUCGAUGCGCAGCUGUGAGCCGCUCAAUGUGAGCAAGCAGGGCCAGCAGGCGGAGAUGGAUGGGAAGCCCCGAAAGAGAAAGGGGCUGUUGGGGAAGCUAGGACGUCGAGCGGAGGAUAAGCAGGACGCAAAGUUGGAUGAUGCGCCGGAGGAUAAACAGAAGUUUACCGCCGUGGGACAGUUCAAGGCUACUGUUUUGAACUCUUGGAUUAACGUUUUGCUUGUUGCUGCUCCGGUUGGAAUCGCCCUGAAUUACGUGAAUGUUGACCCUGUGGCUGUCUUCGUCGUCAACUUUAUCGCGAUCGUUCCGCUGGCAGCUCUGCUGAGCUAUGCGACAGAGGAAAUUGCACUGCGAACUGGCGAGACAUUCGGCGGUCUGCUCAACGCAACUUUUGGAAACGCGGUCGAACUGAUUGUGGCGAUUAUCGCUCUCGUGGACGAUGAGGUGCUCAUCGUCCAGACCUCCCUGAUUGGAAGCAUGCUCUCAAACCUCCUCUUGGUGAUGGGGAUGAGUUUCUUCUUCGGUGGCAUCAACCGCGUCGAGCAGCAUUUCAACCCCGUUGUUGCGCAAACGGCAGCCAGUCUUCUUGCGCUUGCUGUGGGGAGUCUGAUAAUCCCUACUGCAUUCCAGGCGUGGUCUGGUGCGGAAAGUUCCAAAGUCGCCGAACUUUCACGAGGGACCAGCAUUAUCCUCCUGGUGGUUUACGGAUGUUAUCUGUUCUUCCAGCUGAGAACGCACAUCGACAUGUACAACGCUCCCAGCAAAAAAUCCGAGAAGCGAAACCAGAAAGUGUCGGAGGGCGAUACGAGUCGAGGAAUCGCGCAGAUCGGACAGAUGACGGGCGCCAUGGCCGGUUUGCAUAACGCGGAGCUCCAGGAGCCCGAAGACGAGCCGGAGGAGCCUCAACUGAGUAUCUUUGUUGCGAUUUUGACGUUGGCGAUCGCUACGACUUUUGUGGCGCUGUGUGCCGAGUUUAUGGUCGGCUCGGUAAACGCACUCACGGAACGCGGCGGCAUCUCGAAAACCUUUGUCGGGUUGAUUCUUCUUCCGAUCGUCGGCAAUGCAGCGGAGCACGCUACCGCUGUGACAGUCGCCACCAAGGACAAAAUGGAUCUGUCGAUCGGCGUGGCUGUUGGAUCGAGCAUGCAGAUUGCCUUGUUGGUGCUUCCUCUCAUUGUGGUUAUCGGUUGGAUUAUGGGCAAUAAUGAUAUGACUCUCUAUUUCGAUGCAUUCCAGGUGAUCCUCCUCUUUGUUUCGGUGCUUUUGGUCAACUACUUGAUCGCGGAUGGGAAAUCCCACUGGUUGGAGGGGGUUUUACUCAUGAUGAUGUAUCUGAUCAUUGCUGUGGCCGCGUGGUUCUACCCAGCCAAGGGUGAUGUUGCGUGAUGAUGUGUUUUUUCUCUCCUCUGACAUCUUCACAUCAUACUACUAGUACUUGUUCCUGUAUUCUGCAACAUACGGUAUUGACCACCAAUAUACGUUCCUACACCUAUUUAUUAUAAACCACCUUUCUUUCAUCCAUUCUCAGUCUCGUGAGAAAAGAGUGGUAUUCAGAAGCCAUACAUAUAGUAUCGUAGACCUCUCUAGGUAUCCUAACCCGGAUAUGGAUUU
Messenger RNA from Aspergillus ochraceoroseus IBT 24754, 2380 nucleotides. Its product is annotated as calcium/proton exchanger. Gene Ontology annotation, cellular component: fungal-type vacuole membrane. The record is from RefSeq and is a predicted model, not a curated record. Bases 449 to 2155 code for a protein of 568 amino acids. Gene Ontology annotation, biological process: intracellular calcium ion homeostasis; calcium ion transmembrane transport. Lineage: Eukaryota; Fungi; Ascomycota; Eurotiomycetes; Eurotiales; Aspergillaceae. The transcript has 12 exons. Gene Ontology annotation, molecular function: calcium:proton antiporter activity.